CAUUGGAGCAGUUGGCCGCGGUAUUCAUCCUUAAAACAUCUCAGGAAUGUUGAUAUCCUCUCUCAUGUUGGGAGGCUGAACACCUGAUGGAGGCGCUAUUUCAUGCCGCUGCCUGUCAGGUUGCUAGGUUAGAUCUGACUGGGAGGUGAAGUCAAACAAUCCACACCAGUGCAGGUUAUUUCUUGAGAGGAAUGAGCAAGUGAGUUCAACCUGCCACCAUAGUGUGUCUUGACUAUGCAUCAUCAGCACACUAGUUUGAAUUUAAAGUGAGGAAACUGGGGGGGAAACAGGCAUAACACGCAGCAAACUUUAUUUAAGUGCCUUUUCAAGAUAUGACUUUUAAUGGAAAACGGGAUCCGCUCCGCACCGCUGCCUCACCAAACAGCCGCAUUUCCUCUCGACUUUGAUGCGCAAAGACGCAAAACAAAGAAGGAUCUGUCUGCUGCAGGUAGACACCGUGCUCAGGUAAUGUAACAUGAAACUGACCCAUGUGACCAAUGGCGAUUUGAAGAGCGGAUGGGAAAAAACUGCUUUACAUAGAAACCAACAGGUAGUCGAGUCUGCGUUGUAGUCGAGCAAAGAGAGGAUCCAAGUACUGCGGUUAUAACACGGCAAAUAUUUAUCCAGCCUCCAGCACAGAGUCUUGGGUGUUGGUAGCCACUGUCUUGGGAUUGGGCUGCUCGUUACUGCCUCAUUUAUGACAAGGUGCGACGGAAGCAACAUGGUUCAUUCGUGAGGAUCUAACCUGGCCCAUCUCCGGUUUUGCUUCGAUCACCUGCAAACAGCCAGAUUAAGGGGCCUGGACAAACAAACGGUGAAUGUUGGACCUGAUGAAAUGGGCCCGAGCUGAUGCCCUGCGGUCCCGUUGCCAGUCUACCCUCGCUAGGCCCUCCUGGUCCCAGGUAGAGAUGGCAGCACUCCCGGAUGUACUGGCCAUGCCCGGGCUCUUGAUUGGGAGUGUCCUGGUGCUGGUUCUGGGCAGUAAUCCUGUCUGGGGGAAUUUUACCACUCCUACAGGCCGCCCUAGUAACAAUUCAACCACUGGACCCAACAUCGCAGCUAUUGUGGCCCCGACCGUCACUCUAGGUGUUCUGGCCAUAGCCUUGGGUGUUUUUGCCUGGCUCUUCCUGGUGGUGAAAAAGAAGAGGCAGACUGAGGGGACUUACAGACCCAGUGCUGAGGAGCAGUCUGGGGCGCGCAGCGUGGAGACACCAGAUGCACUCAAAUUACCAAAGGAGGAAAGACUCAUUUGAAACGCCGUGCCUUCAUCCUCCUGCAAAGUCACAGUAAUUUUAUCAGGAUGUUGCCUACAGACGCGAGUGUGGCUGCGUUCCUGUGUGACGAAGCUCUUUCCUUUGAGCUGAGCGAUAAGAGAAGGUCAAAAUCUCUCCAGGAGAAAGCGAGGAUGGGGACUCCAUCAUUUACAAAAAGACACACUGACUUACUCACUACUUCAUUUCAACAAGCUCUGACUGUUUCCUGUGUGGUACUGUGAGCAAAAGCACAGGAUGUGUAUGGAAGUGACAUGGAUUUUACGAAGAAGUUAAUAUUUCAAGGAGCGUCUGGACAGUCUUUCAGCAAAUGAAAGACGAGCUACAGUUGUUUAUCACGAUUGCUAAUCAUAUUUUACAAACAUUGUCAUGUCUUGGUUGUUGUAAAAUGCAUUUACCAUGUAAUUUCAUAAUUGGCAGUCUGAUUCUGUGCAGAGCCAAGCUGCUAUUAUCUAUGGUAGCUAAAAACACGCAAAAUUGAACAUGAAUACUAAUAUACGUAUGCAUGGUACAAACAUAUGGUACCAUAAGAAUUAUCAGAUAUGCACAGAGUGAUUAUGGGUUGAAGUCCUGAUUUUGAUUUCUGAAAUCAUUUCACUAGCGAAGAUUAAGCUGAUUUUUUUUUUUUUUUUUUUUUUUACCUCACACUCAUGUUUUACUACUGAAAGUCCUGAGAAGAGUAUUGUAUUUGAAACUGAGAUAAAUAUUUCUUGUCUCAGUGGGAAAAGUUUUAGAAGGGUUGUGUGUUAAACAACUGAGUUUAUGAAAAUGAUAUCAAGCAAAAACAAAUAAUUGUUUACACUGAAAAUAUAUUUUUUUAAAUUCUGGUAGUCAUGCUAAAUUAAUGUCAUUAUUUGUAGUCUCUAAUUUCAUGGCAGAUCAACCACUGUGUCUUGUAUUUCAUUCAUGCAGAAAUGUUUUAUAGUAUCAUAGCAUGUUUAUGUGUAUGAAAAACAAAUGUUAGAAUAUUUGUAGAAUAUUUGGAUCAAAUAAACGUUGUAAAUAAUUACAUGAGUUUAAAGUAACAUCUUGGGAAUCACAUCACCCUGUUCAAAUUUCAGAGCUUUCUUUAAAACAGGUGGUUAUAAAAAAAAAUGUCCGAAAACAAAAUAUGUAUAGCUGAAUCUCAGAAUCAGAUGUGGCGUGUGGGAGGCAGUUAGUAGUAAUUUUUGUCAUCAGAAUACGCUCAUUAGGAAAAAAG
Molecule: messenger RNA, 2472 nt
Organism: Myripristis murdjan (pinecone soldierfish)
Lineage: Eukaryota; Metazoa; Chordata; Actinopteri; Holocentriformes; Holocentridae
Gene: crb3a
Product: crumbs homolog 3a
Exons: 4
Coding region: 819-1253 (144 amino acids)
Source: RefSeq, a predicted model, not a curated record